Messenger RNA from Drosophila serrata, 1182 nucleotides. Its product is annotated as B-cell receptor-associated protein 31. Gene Ontology annotation, biological process: endoplasmic reticulum to Golgi vesicle-mediated transport; intracellular protein transport. NCBI's taxonomy places the organism in Eukaryota, Metazoa, Arthropoda, Insecta, Diptera, Drosophilidae. Gene Ontology annotation, cellular component: endoplasmic reticulum; endoplasmic reticulum membrane. The record is from RefSeq and is a predicted model, not a curated record.
ACGUACUCCUCACAAAGUUUAUAAAUAGCCGCGUCCCGACACAGCCCACGAACGUUAAGCUAAUUUCGGAAUAUUAUUUUGCAGGCACGCGCCGACGAAGAAAAAUCGAACGAAAAAACGAAAUAAUAAAGGGAAUUAAACAUGAGUUUGGUAUGGACUUUGAUCGCCGGCUUUCUCUACGCCGAGAUUGCCCUGGUUCUCCUGCUGGUGCUGCCCGUGGCAAGCCCAUACCGAUGGAACCGCCUCUUCAAGUCCAAGUUUCUGGCAAUGUUGGCCCAGCAGGCGCACAUAUACUUUUUCCUGAUCAUGGGCGUCCUCGUUCUGUUCCUGCUGGAGGCCAUCCGUGAGAUGCGCAAGUACUCCAACUACGAGCAGUCCGGCGAGGUGCACCUGAACGUGGAGAUGCAGCACAGCAUGCGUCUGUUCCGCGCUCAGCGCAACUUCUACAUCUCCGGCUUUGCCAUCUUCCUGGUUUUGGUCAUCCGCCGCCUGGUGACCCUCGUCUCGGCCCAGGCCAAUCUGUUGGCCCAGAGCGAGGCCUCCAUGAAGCAGGCCCAGAGUGCCACCGCUGCCGCUCGUUCCCUGAUGGAGGACAAGAAGACCGAGAAGGCCAAGGAGGCUGGCGAGGACAGCACUCUGAAUGAGCUCACCAAGCUGCGCGAUCACGUCCAGCAGCUCACCGCAGAUCUCAACCGCGAGAAGAAGGACAAGGAGGCCGUCAAGUCCCAGGCAGAGAGCCUCAAUCGCGAGUACGAUCGCUUGACCGAGGAGUACAGCAAGCUGCAGAAGCAGAUAACCAUUGGCGGAGCUGGCAAGAGCUCAGGAAACAAGGAUGAUUAAGCACGACGUGGAUGGAGCGUUUGGAACGAGUCCAACAUUUAAAUAACGAUAAGACUUAUACAUGGCGGUGGGGCAGCGAAAGCAGGCACAUUUAAAAAGAUUAUAAACGAUUUGAAAUCGAUGAAAAGCACCUACACAUCUUAAUGUUAAACCCUCAUAAACAUAUUCUCAUUUGAUAACGGAAAGGUCUAUUGAUAGUAGUUACCAGUCCCGUUUGCUUUUCGCCUGAAAUUCUCUUGUAUUUUGUAUUUAAUUUGUAUGUCUUAAGUUUUGUUUGCCACAGUAACACACACACACAGGCGCUAGGAGCGUCGUGGCUAUUAAAAGAACAACCAUAAAGUA